Messenger RNA from Archocentrus centrarchus (flier cichlid), 2793 nucleotides. RefSeq names its product cyclin D binding myb-like transcription factor 1 (gene dmtf1). The record is from RefSeq and is a predicted model, not a curated record. Gene Ontology annotation, biological process: regulation of transcription by RNA polymerase II. Gene Ontology annotation, molecular function: DNA-binding transcription factor activity, RNA polymerase II-specific; RNA polymerase II cis-regulatory region sequence-specific DNA binding. Gene Ontology annotation, cellular component: nucleus. NCBI's taxonomy places the organism in Eukaryota, Metazoa, Chordata, Actinopteri, Cichliformes, Cichlidae.
UGAAACAUAACUGACAUAAAAACUGAAGUCCUCCAGUUCGCGGAUGCUAUGCGGACCUGGCAGCCCACGGGCCUUCGCGCAGCCUCCAUCCUGGCACUUUUCUCCAUCCUGGUAACUCGCAAGUUCCCGGACUAAAAACAGGAACAGCGGCAGGAUGAGUUCGACAGCAGAGGACGAGGACGCCGCCGCUUUAGAAACCGUCAAAUCUGUCACGCUCACUCAAGACAGCGAUGGCAGCAUCAUACUGCACUGUCCUCCCAACGAUGAGGACUCGGAGCCCCUCCAGAAGAAGCUGCGACUCUCCACAGAUGAGCAGGAAAACUCGGACACUGCUCAGUUCUCCGUUGUCACUUUACCGACUCAAACGAGCUCUGGACAGUUCCCCGUUCAUGCAUACAUGUCGGAGACUCAGGCAGAGAGCUUCGAGGUGACGAUGACGUCCACGGCGGACAGCGAGCUCUCUGAGGACAGCGUCACUCAGAUUCAGAUUCUGCACGAUGAUGACGACUCGCUGUCAGCCGAUCAGAAGACGGAGGUGUCGCCCGUCAGUCAGGCCUGGUUCACGACGAAAGAAGACAAAGACACGCUGGCUAACAAAGGCCAUAAGUGGAAACAGGGCAUGUGGUCUAAAGAGGAGAUCGACAUUCUUAUGAGGAACAUCGAUCACUAUGUAAAGGGCCGCGGGAUCGAGGACCCGGCAGAGAUCAUCUUUGAGAUGUCCAAAGAGGAGAGGAAGGACUUCUACCGCUCUGUGGCGUUGGGGUUAAACAGGCCGCUGUUUGCUGUCUACAGACGAGUCCUACGGAUGUACGACAACCGCAACCACGUCGGCAAGUACACUCCUGACGAGAUUGAGAAGCUAAAGGCGCUGAAGGAGAAACACGGCAACGACUGGGCGACUAUCGGAGCCGCUCUGGGUCGCAGCGCCUCCUCUGUGAAAGACCGCUGCCGGCUGAUGAAGGACACCUGCAACACAGGUAAAUGGAGCGAGGAGGAAGAGCGACGCCUCGCCGAGGUCGUGUAUGAGAUGGCGGGGGUGUCGCCGGGGUCGGCGGUCACAGGAGGCGUGUCCUGGGCGACGGUGGCCGAUCGAGUGCGCACACGCUCAGAAAAGCAGUGUCGGUCAAAAUGGCUGAACUACCUGAACUGGAAACACAGCGGAGGGACGGAGUGGACCAAGGAGGACGACUUGAACCUCAUACGCAGGAUAUCAGAGCUGGAGGUGGAAGACGAGAAUGAAAUCAAGUGGGAGGAUCUCGCAGGCGGGUGGAGCAGCGUCCGAUCACCUCAGUGGCUCCGAUCCAAGUGGUGGAGCAUCAAGAGACAAGUAGCCAAUCACAAGGAGAUCCCCUUCAGUGUCCUCCUGAAGGGCCUCCAGGAGCUCAUGGCCUCCUCACAGUCAGCAUCUGGUCCAGGCAGUCCCUCCUCCUCCUCGCUUCAGAUCCGGCUCACCCGAUUGGACGAGAGCAGCAACAGCAGCAGUCCCGCCCCCAGCUCUGUGGCCGCGCUGCAGAUUCCUGUACAGAUCCCGCUGCAGAUCACGCACCUGGCUUCAGACUCGGCAGCAGCAGCGAGCGACAGUGAAACCAUCACUCUGAACACGGGGGCCCUGCAGACCUUCGAGAUCCUGCCGUCCUUCCACCUGCAGCCCACCGGCACUCCGGGGACCUACUACCUGCAGACGACAUCCAAUCAGGGCCUUCCGCUGAGCUUAUCCAAUAACAGCACAGUUACCCUGACGACAAGUUCCUCGCCCUCGUCGCAUGAACACAUCAUCCUCCACAGCCUGUCGACCGAUGGCCUCUGCUCCAGCGACGGAGUCAUCAUCCAGACCGUCACCUCUGACCCCGCCUCCUCCUCAGACCCCCUCGGCCAGUCGCAGCUGGUGGUGGAGACGGAGACCCGGAGCCAGGACGAUCGCCUCGAUGCCACGAGUCUGCUGGAGGGAUCGGAGAGCGUCGUCACGGAAACUCAGGAGCCAAUGACAAAUGGAUUCUCUGACACUGACAAAGGCCUGAGUUCCCCCCCGGUUGAUGCUCCAGUGGUGCAUUCUGGGAUAACGUCUGGUGGCGCCGUGCUGAUUGUGUCUCCUCCAAACAUCAGCAGCACACUGACAGAUCCCAUCUUGGAAAACCAGGAAGUUUCCGACUGAGCCGGACUUCCUGCUGCAGCUGCUGCUCAGGGCAAAUCUUCCACCUGUGAAACCUCCACCCGUCGGCUCGGUGUGUCGAACUGUGAGUUAGAGCCACUCGCUCCUCUCCUGUCUCCUGUUUAACGUGGGGAUGUGAGCACUUAAAAAAACAAAGCAUUUGAAGCCCCUGGAUGAAAUGUGAACUCCUCACAGCCGCCCUGCAGUGCCAAAGAGACUCGGAAGGCUGGACACUUUAAUGUGACCGGAGCCUCGAAUCUUAAAAUCAUCGUUUUUACAUCUACGACACAAUUAUGUGGACACAGGUGCAAAUAAUGAUCAAAACAACUGUUAAAUGUGUUUUCACUGUUACCACCCCCGUUACUCCGGACACACAGAACAUGCAGUAAGCAAUAUUUAAAUAUUACACUUUUCUCUCAACUUUUUCCACUUUAUUCCAUCAUGACUGAAGCUGUAAGUGUAUCUCCCCUCCCAGUGUUCACCGUUUAUUUAUUUCUGUCUAUUAAAAAAAAGCAACCGAGAUUUUUUGAAGACUUUUAACUUAACUUAAAUUGUGAACCUGCUGUUUUUAGCAGAGUCUAACUUAUUCUGUCAAAUUUUAAAUAAAAAAAAACUGAAAACUAAACAAUCCUGAAUCCACGCUG